AUCUGAAUGUGUUGGUCUCGUCAUCAGUGUGAACCUGCUGCUGACUGUCUUUCGUCCGUCUUGAACGUUCAAGUGAGCCGUGUGGAAGGGGGUGGCGAAACGUCACAACCACUCAUAUCCUGACUUUUCACUGCCCUUUCUGAGGGCGAAAGGGAGGGGUGGAUUCUAUUCCCGAAUCUACUCGGGGGUCGAAGGGCUGCCGCGCGAUGUAAACAGUGUGGAUCGAGUCACCGUAGCGAGCGCAACGUUCAACUGUUUCUCUCGCGCUGCUCUUGGCGAUCAGUUCGUGGAGUUUGAAUUUCGAAGUGAAGUUGCCGUUUUUCGAAAUGCUUUUGCAGAUAGUGUCCUAGGAAACGAUUGGAUUUUAUGGUGUGGUUUUGACUAGUUCGCAAACAUGAGAAGUAAAAGUGUUCCAGUGAAUAUUUUCAUCAGGAAGAUCAACACACUUUUGGGGGAAGGUGGAGAGGAAGGUUCCCCUGAAGAAGGUGAAAAACUUGAAGGUGACGAGGAUAUUGAAUCUAUGACGCCGACUUCUGCCGCUUCACCAGCUCCGAAUGAAGAUGAAGCCUCGUCACCUCCUCCUGGGGAUGUUUUGAGCCCAACUAGUCCAAGAUCACCUUGCGGCGAUCCAAAUAUUUGUGGGAAUCCCCAGUCUCGCUGCAACUCACGCGAGUCCCUAGAAUCUCCUGUUCAUCCUCGAUCUCCGUCGAGAGAAAGUAUGAUGUCCGAAAGAGCAGCCCUACUUCGUGGAAUUCCCCUCGGUACAUCUUUGAGUCCAGUGGGAGUCGCUCUACCUCCGACAUUACCGGCAGCAGCCGCAGCGGCUUUUUUGCCGCCACAAUCUGCAGCAAUGGCAGCUUACCUCAACGCUGCUGCUGCUGUAGCCCAACAAUCUCAUCGACUCAUGAUGACGUCUCCACUACCUCCGAAUUUUCCUAGAGCCUCAAUUUCACCGCUUAUUUCAUCAUCUUCAUCCCCUCCCGGAGGUUUCAACCAUUCGCCAGUGGAACAACCCCUACAUUCCCCAUCUGCUGAAGGAAUACUGGAUUUCAGCAGAAGAAGUCACAAUAAGAGCGAUGAAGGAGAUAGCGAUUCAGAUGCAAUGAAUUUCAGCAAACCUGAAUCUCCCCCAAGUGGGGAAGGUGGCAGUACACCUCUCGACUUGUCAGUUAGCAGUCGUAAACGUUCCUCAGAGGAGGUACUCACGCAACCUCCCCAACGUAAACCCAGAACGGACUUCAAACCGGCACUUCCGCAAUGGCCACCUCCAAUUGGUGCAUCUCAUCUGCCGUAUUUCGCAGCUGCUGUAGCAGCUGCAGGUUUGUCGCCUAAGAACAACUCUGCUGAACUUUGGAAUGGAAAAAUCAAACACAUCGCCCCUGCGCCUAGCGAUGCCACUAAAGCUUUAGAGAAAAUGAGUGAACUCAGUAAGUUAGGAGGUGAUGAUCUUUUCAGAACUAUGGCGAAUGCUGCUCCUGGAAAUUCUGCCAGUAACAGACAUAGUGCCUGGCAGUCGCACUGGUUGAACAAGGGUGCUGAACAGGCAAAAGACGUCCUUAAAUGUGUUUGGUGCAAACAAAGCUUCCCUAGCUUGGCCGCGAUGACAACACACAUGAAGGAAGCAAAGCAUUGUGGCGUGAACGUUCCCGUCCCUCCUAUGCAAUCAAGCAAUCUAAUUCCUCAACCGCAAAUCACUUCGCCUUCCAACACGAACACUAGUACCUCAUCUUCGAACUCAACCAAACCAAAUCCGUCGGAUCUCAAUAUGCUCAUUAAGGAAACUAUGCCGUUGCCUAGAAAGCUAGUUAGAGGGCAGGAUGUUUGGUUGGGAAAGGGUGCCGAGCAAACCAGACAAAUCCUCAAGUGUAUGUGGUGCGGACAAAGCUUCAGGUCGCUAGCUGAGAUGACGAGCCACAUGCAGCAAACUCAGCAUUACACUAAUAUAAUUUCCCAAGAACAAAUCAUUUCUUGGAGGUCAAGUGAUGAUCCGAAGGGUGGUGGGGGAUCAGGACCUCCAGGACCAAAUCCUCCACCAGGGGGAGCAAGUAGUCACGUAAGUGCAGUACUAACCUGCAAAGUUUGUGAUCAAGCAUUCAGUUCGUUGAAAGAAUUGAGCAACCAUAUGGUUAAAAAUUCUCACUAUAAAGAACAUAUUAUGAGGUCAAUUACUGAAAGUGGUGGUAGAAGAAGGCAAACUAGAGAGAAAAGGAAGAAGUCGCUUCCAGUCAGAAAGUUACUCGAGCUUGAAAGAGCCCAACAUGAUUUUAAAAAUGGCGAUAGUGGUGGGUUACUCGAGAAAAUGAGAGAUCCAACAGGUGCUGGAAGGAUAACUUGCGAAAAAUGUGGCAAUAAGAUUGAAACAUCCCAAUUUGUCGAUCACAUUCGGCAAUGUGUCGGUGGUAUGACGAGUAACCAGAGGAAUUUUCUCAAGAGUGCUUUGAUGUCUAGCAACAUUCUACCUCCGGAGAGUCCCAAUAGAGAAAAAAUGAAAACCCCCAACGACAAAUCACCUUCACCCCAACAACAAUCGCCUGUGAAUGACAUGAGUUCCAAAGAAGCCACUGGAACAUCCGAAAACAAUAAUGGAUCUUCCCCAUCUGUGCUGAACGCCAUCGAGAAACUGAUAGAGAAGAGUUUUGAUUCUCGGACUCGACAAACCGGUGGGUUUCCAGGACACGGUCCCGCUCAGGCUCCAAUGGGAAGCAGUAUCCUCAAACGGCUCGGGAUCGAUGAAAGUGUCGACUAUACUAAACCUCUAGUCGAUGCUCAAACCAUGAAUUUAUUGAGAAACUAUCAUCAACAACAACAACACCACUACGCGAGGAGGGAGAGGAGUGGGAGCGAAUCGAGUUCCAUGUCAGAAAGGGGUAGCAGUAGAGUUGAAUCGCUAACUCCGGAACGCAAAAUGGAACCUCCUGGUGUACCCAUUACGAGUACGCCGAGGUCAACACCCGACAUCAAGAGGGAGAAGUCACCCUUCAUGGAUAAGCUCGGUGCUAAUGAAAUUAAAAACGAGAACUUUGUCUUAAAGAAAGAGAUUAAGGAUGAAGAAGGUCCCACUGGUGAGAAUCAUGAGUUUAAAGUCAAGCGAGAGGUUGAGGAAAACGACGACGAUGAAAGAAACAGUUUUCAAAGCAACGGCGAUGUUUCCAAGGAAGACGAAAAUAAAGGAAGAAGUCCUUUGACCAGUCCUCGACAACAGUCCGAAGGAGGACAUCCCAAUAGUCCUUGUCGAAAUUCCACGAGCAGUCCUGCAAGUAGUGAUCGAUCCGGUACUCCUAGGAGUACGAACGGCGAUCGAAAAGGAGCCAGUGGAAGUUUGGGUGCCCUUAGCUCAAUGUUUGAUAGCCUUUCCGGCACAAACGCAAACCCCGAGUCGAAUCAAACAGCAAGUAAGCGUGGGUCCAGCCACCCUUUAGCGGCCUUGCAGAAACUUUGCGAUAAGACUGAAACCCACACCAACAAUCGAAAUCAUGCUGUUUCUACUGUGGUGAACCCUGUAACAGCAAGUAGUUCCACGUCAUCUGGUGGGACCACCCCGGGGGCAAUUUUGGCAUUCAGUUGGGCCUGUAAUGAUGCUGUGAUGACAUCUGACUCCAUUAUGAAGUGUGCAUUUUGCGAUACUCCUUUCAUUUCCAAAGGGGCGUACAGACACCACUUGUCCAAAAUGCAUUUCGUUAAAGAUGGGGUUAUACCCGACCCGGUGGCCUUGAAGAAUCACCCUCAACCGAAUUCGUCCAGUGCGGGUGUACCUUUGAAGAGCAGUACCAUUUUGCCACCCAGCGUUUCCAGCGCCUCUGUUACUACGGGGGUCAAGAGUCCUCCGGCUCCAGGAGCAGGUGGGGGAUUCGAGGAGAGCCCUCACUCAAAAUUUCUCAAAUACACGGAACUAGCCAAACAAUUAUCUAGUAAAUAUGUGUAAAUAGUGUUCAAUGCGAGAUACAUUCCUAUUUUGUAAAAUUGAAAUAUAGUCUUGAAGACAUGAUCGCUCAAAGCGGUAUUUUGUGAUGUUAUCAUAUCGUAAUACAACCAAUAGUAAUAAAAGGUAGGAGUUCGUGAUACAACUAACUAUGUAUAUUUAUUGCGAAGUAACAGAAAUCUCAAGUGAUUGUAAUUGUUAUACGAAUUUUGAGUCACAAAAAUAUGUAAAUAUUGUGAAAAUAAGUCAGUAUUUUAAGGAUGUAUACUUUUCUUCUUAGGGCAGAGCAAAUCGAAUCAGAUACUAAAAAUCAAAAUAUUCGAUAGUUUAAAGUGUCAAAGUAAUACGUACUAAGAUUUUAGUUUCUGAUUAGGUUACGAUAAUAAUAUUCCAGUCCCUAAUCGUUUUAGAUGUAAAAAUAUAGUUGUUGGUACGUAAAAGCCAUGAGUUUUGGUAAGUACUGUAAUAGUACUAAAAUUGUAGUUGUGGAAAAAACAAUGAUCGAUUUUCUCGUAACUAUUUGUUGAGUUGAAAACCUGCAAGUUUCAGAGAAAUUACAAACACUAAGUAUACGUAUAUCGUAAAUAUCUCAUCUUCCAUAAAAGUUUUUGAAUGACUAUUUAUCAAUAAUUAUUAUUAUACUAUACUGAAUAAUACAAAAAAUGUAUACGCAACUAGCUGAUAUUCACGGCGGAGCUCUUUUUAUGUUUUGAAAAAUUUAACUUUAUUUAAUAUUUUGUUGUAUUUGAUCGCGAUGAAAGCUCAAAUAAAUACAUGUUAUGAAUGAA
Messenger RNA from Leptinotarsa decemlineata (Colorado potato beetle), 4707 nucleotides. It is a transcript of the gene tio, whose product is annotated as zinc finger domain-containing protein tiptop. Gene Ontology annotation, cellular component: nucleus. Lineage: Eukaryota; Metazoa; Arthropoda; Insecta; Coleoptera; Chrysomelidae. The record is from RefSeq and is a predicted model, not a curated record. Gene Ontology annotation, biological process: regulation of transcription by RNA polymerase II. Gene Ontology annotation, molecular function: DNA-binding transcription factor activity, RNA polymerase II-specific; DNA binding.